Molecule: messenger RNA, 534 nt
Organism: Prorocentrum cordatum
Lineage: Eukaryota; Dinophyceae; Prorocentrales; Prorocentraceae
Source: the annotation of a GenBank genome assembly
UGCGGCGGGCCGACGACGUUCGAUGCCCGGGCGGACCGUGGGUGGAGCACUUACCGCUGGUCGUGCAAGACCGUCGGGCACAAGCACUUCUGCGAACCUGUGAACUCGCAUGACUUCUUCAUUAAGGUCCCCGUGAAUUCGUGGAUGCUUUUCCUGCACUUGAUCAACAACUUCCGCUUGGGGCGCAAUUUCAAGGGCGCCCAGGACGAGAUGGCCAACCUGUUCGGCGAACUUCACAGGAACACAAUCUCCGCUUGGAAGCCGUUCUACCAGGAAUGCCUGGGGAAAGCGCUGCCUGCGUUGGACGCCCUCAUGGACCGCCAAGCUGGCGCGGAAGCGGAUCCUGCGCGGUUGCCAGCGCGAACGGUCUACGACGCCCAGCAAGUGCAGAAGGGCCCCCUCGAGCUCAAGAGCAAGCCGAUGAAGGGGCCGACGGAGAAGCCGAUGAAGACCCCCCCCCCGCGGAAGAACGCGGCCAUUCGUGGGGGGCCCGCCGCCGACCUGAAGAGCAACGUCCGCUGGCUCUGGGUCGCC